CUUGCCCAGAAGUACGACCCUCAGAAGGAAUCUGAGCUGCGAGUAUGGAUCGAAGGCAUCACCGGCAGGGGGAUCGGGCCCGACUUCCAGAAGGGCCUGAAGGACGGCGUCAUCCUUUGCGAGCAGUCAGGUCGGCUGCAGCCAGGUUCUGUGAAGAAAAUUAACCAUUCAGCUCUCAACUGGCAUCAGCUAGAGAACCUCUCCAAUUUCAUCAAGGCCAUGAUCACCUAUGGCUUGAAGCCGGUUGACCUGUUUGAAGCCAACGAUCUCUACGAGAGCGGGAACAUGACGCAAGUCCAGGUUUCACUGCUGGCUCUGGCGGGGAUGGCCAAGACGAAGGGGAUUGACAGUGGCCUGGACAUUGGGGUGAAAUAUUCAGAGAAACAGCAGAGGAGCUUUGAUGAUGCUAAGCUGAAAGCUGGCCAGUGUGUCAUCGGUCUACAGAUGGGCACUAAUAAAUGUGCCAGUCAGUCGGGAAUGACGGCCUAUGGCACGAGGCGGCACCUGUACGACCCCAAGAACCAGAUCCUACCACCCAUGGACCACUCCACCAUCAGUCUGCAGAUGGGCACUAACAAAUGUGCCAGUCAGGUGGGCAUGACGGCUCCAGGCACCCGGCGGCACAUCUACGACGCCAAGACGGGCACAGACAAAUGCGACGACGGCUCUAUGUCUCUCCAGAUGGGCUACACCCAGGGGGCCAACCAAAGCGGGCAGGCUUUUGGCAUGAGCCGCCAGAUCUAUGACCCCAAGUAUUGCCCUCUGGGCAGCCCCGGCGACGUAGCCAACAACCAGGAUAGGAACUCACCGGAAUAUUACUGUUAUCAGGAACAGGAAGAUUAGAGAGGCUGCAAAGUCUUUCUUUUUUUUGGUCUCCCUGUAACCUCCUUCCUGUACAGUUUCUGCCUUUGUUGCCAGCAGCCCUGCAGUAUCUCAUGUAUUUUAUAACCUGUUUUUUUAAUGAAAAAGGAUCCUUUUUCUUUUUUAAAAAAAAGCAGAGGUGAAAUAAUAAAGCCAUGAUUUUAUCUUUUGUUUCUUUCCCCCCCAGUGUUGGGUUGGUCCGUAAGACCCCGUGGGUCACCUAAAAGUCCAGCGUGGGUGUCUCCUCCUGUGCUGCAAAAAAAAAAAUCAGAUCAGAUUCUGCUGGUGCAUUUUUGGAGAAGACACAGCUCUUUAAAAACCUGUCUUCACAAAACCAAAACCACUUUAAUUCUGCAAACUGCGCAGGUUUUCUAAAUUAGAUACGUACGUUUUUUGGGAUAGAUUCAGAGUGGCUUUUCUCUACACUGGAAGCGACGUGGAGCUAUGCUGAGCGCUGAAGUGUUCUUGCCCCCACCCCAAAAGUUCAUCUCUCUGCUCCUUAGACCACUGGAAACCUUAAGGCCCCUAGAUGCUAGUAUCUGGAAGACAGUUAUCUGGGCUUCUGAGCCUUUAAUAGAUCCCUGAAAUCUCGACUGCUUUUUGAAACUUUGGCUUCUUAGGUAGUAUGAGUUUCCAAGCAUCCUUUUCGUUCCCUGAGGACUAGAAAUUUGUGUUCUUUUGUUUUUAAAAGACAAUUGAGUUGUUUAGGAAGCAGGAUUCUGGACCAGGUACGUCUUUCUGUCCUCUCUGCAUGCCCUUGGAAUCCUGGUAUGCAUUCAUCCAGGGAAGUAGCGUCCUUUUAUUCUGCUAAUUCCAUGCUCUCCUGUCAGGUUUUUUAAAGCGCUGAUUGCCAGCUCUUAGCACAGCAAAUUAGCAGUUAUAAGUAAGCGUCUGUAGGGAUGGAUGGGUAAUACCUGGUUUCUUUGUCCUGAAAUAUCCCCUAAGCAGUGAGCACAGGAACUCCCAAAAUCCCAGUCCCUGGAAUCUAGAGUGGUUUUCUUGUGAAAACUCUGCAAUAACCUCUAAUUGUUUCCUGGAAGACCAGCUAUUUGUAGCUUAUUCUUCGCUCUAGGAUUCGACAUCGGGCGAUUCUGCAUCUAGCAUUUGCUCCACGUUUUUUCAACUUGGAGGGGAAAAUGCAGCUCAAAACCACAUUCAGGUACCCCAGGG
Molecule: messenger RNA, 2031 nt
Organism: Gekko japonicus
Lineage: Eukaryota; Metazoa; Chordata; Lepidosauria; Squamata; Gekkonidae
Gene: CNN2
Product: calponin 2
Exons: 6
Biological process (GO): actomyosin structure organization
Molecular function (GO): actin binding
Source: RefSeq, a predicted model, not a curated record